This is a messenger RNA of Scomber scombrus (Atlantic mackerel), 1473 nucleotides long. It is a transcript of the gene aanat2, whose product is annotated as arylalkylamine N-acetyltransferase 2. Gene Ontology annotation, cellular component: cytoplasm. Gene Ontology annotation, molecular function: aralkylamine N-acetyltransferase activity. Gene Ontology annotation, biological process: response to light stimulus; circadian rhythm. Lineage: Eukaryota; Metazoa; Chordata; Actinopteri; Scombriformes; Scombridae. The coding region runs from base 354 to 980 and encodes 208 amino acids. The transcript is spliced from 5 exons. The record is from RefSeq and is a predicted model, not a curated record.
GGACAACCUGCUAUUUCUGUGGCUUCAUUUGGGAGCAGUGCUGCUAAGUAAAUCAGCUCUGAUACAAGUUGUCAAUAAGAGGCUGUUUUGAAAGGCCAUGAGGAAUUAUUUCAUGGACUGCACCCUUCCCAUUUCAAGCCGGGCAGAUUGAGGGAGAGGCAGGUCACAAAAGGUCAUUUCAUCUCUGGACAGCCAUGUUCGUGCUCGCCUGCAACAUCUGAUGAUCUCACAGGCGGAUAUGUUCUCGAGUUUGCGAUUGGCCAGCUGUCCAGAUGAUGUGGCCGGCGGCUUGAAAUAAAGGAGAUUUCCCAUUCAUCAUUGAAGUGAAGACCAAAAGGAAGCAGUAGGGCAUCAUGACACAGCAGGUCAGUGGCUCACCAUUCCUCAAGCCCUUCUUCCUGAGGAUGCCGGUCAGAGUGGUCAGACCUCUGCGGCAGAGACGACACACACUCCCCGCCAGCGAGUUCAGGAACCUCACGCCACAGGAUGCCAUCAGUGUGUUUGAGAUUGAGAGAGAGGCAUUUGUCUCUGUGUCUGGAGAGUGUCCACUUACCCUGGAUGAGGUGCUUAACUUCCUGAGUCAGUGCCCUGAGUUGUCGUUGGGUUGGUUUGAGGAGGGACAGCUGGUAGCUUUCAUCAUCGGCUCUGGCUGGGACAAAGAGAGGCUUUCACAGGAAGCAAUGACUCAGCAUGUCCCAGCCACCCCCACAGUGCACAUCCAUGUGCUGUCAGUGCACCGCCACUGUCGCCAGCAGGGCAAAGGCUCUAUCCUUUUGUGGCGGUACCUGCAGUACCUGCGCUGUGUUCCAGGCCUCCGCAGAGCUCUGCUGAUUUGUGAGGACUUCCUGGUGCCCUUCUACCUCAAGGCCGGCUUCAAGCAGAAAGGGCCAUCAGCCAUCUCUGUAUCCAACAUGCAGUUCCAAGAGAUGGAGUAUACGCUCGGCGGGCAGGCGUAUGCACGACGAAACAGCGGCUGCUAGUCAAUCAACCACCUACCCCACCUCUUAUUCCACUUACUCACCUCUCACAUGGACUCAGGGCUGAAAAGAUGUAAGACGGAUGGACAGGUAGAGGCGCAGGGCCAGUAUGCACCAGCAGACUGGCUAUAUCAGGCAGUAUCACUUCACCAACUGAACAAGGAGUAAGGACAGAGGGGGCCGACAGUGGAUUCACUUCUUCAUGCAAAAUAAAUGAAUGAGUGACUUUGCAGUUGAUAAUUUGGCUUAUCAGACAAAUCAUAUUCCUUCUGUUACAAGUAGCAUCUUGGCUUUAAGAGCUUAAUGUUGUUGUUUUUUUUUCAUGUAUUUAUUGUUUGUAUUGUAAUGGAGGUAAUUAAUAGAAAAUAUCUUCCAAAUCCAUUAAAUCUUGAGUUGUGAUGUAAAUACCAUUCUAUUUUUGUAAACCAUAUCAAUGAAAAGAUGUGAUGAAUUAAUAGUGUCAUUACUGUAAGACAAAGUCACCUAAGGACCUAUG